AUGGCUAAUCCGCCGAACGAACCAUCGCGUGAAACGAGAGAUCAACGCAUCGCAGAAUUCAUCGGUUUGACUUGUGUAACGAGUGAAGAAACGGCAGCCAAGCACCUCAAUCGAUACGAUUGGGAUGUAAACUUAGCCGUCGAUAAUUUUUGGGAAAAGCGCUCUUCACCGCAUUCUCAGAACGUGUCGAAUUUGAAUCGUCCUCUGAGGAUUGGCCAAUCGAAUUCCAAGGAUGAUCGUACGACGGCUUCGCAGGGUUUCUCUUUCUCAGAUCCGGAAAUUCCCCCAGGCUUCGAACACGAGAGACGCCCUUCAAGUCCGAUAGAAGCUGGUGACGAACAGCAGAGUCCUUUGGAUUUGAUCUAUGACGCUAUACCUCUAAUGAAGUCAUCUCAAGAGAAGAAAGAAGACACUGAGGAUGACCUUUCGCCGAAGAUGGAUGUUUGGAUUGACCUAAUCUGCGAUGAUACCAAAGUGUCUAGAGAAGAAGCACUCUUUUACCUCGAGGGAUUCAAGUGGAAGUUUCAUGCGGCCAUGGAGGCUUGCCGCAACAAAACAUUGCCUCCCGUCGAGGAAACUCCUGUGAGCCAGAAAUCCACCUUGGCGGCGGCGCCAAUGGUCUCGAAUCAGCGGCCGUUCUCGCAGGAGCAACCGUCUCACGCAGCGGCGCCAAUGGUCUCGGAUCAGUGGCCGUUCUCGCAGGAGCAGCCGUUUCAGACAGCGGCGCCAAUGGUCUCGAAUCAGUGGCCGUUCUCGCAGGAGCAACCGUCUCAGUCGAACGAUGAUAAGAUCAAACAAUUCCUCGAGGUUACUGGUGUAGGGACUAGAGACGAAGCAGUCUUAUGCCUCAAUCACAAGUUCUGGAACAUACAAAGCGCUACCGACUUUUUCUAUAAGGAGCGUCAUCAUUUGUACGCAGAGGAUGCACUGAUGCAUCAAGCGAUCGAAAUGAGUUUGACGGAGGACAACAGAGGUCUGCCUCGUUCAACGACCGAGAGAGGAAGGUCAUCCGGAGAAGCUGGCGAAGGAAACGUCACAGUAGCUGUUCCUGGAACUGCGUCGUCUCAAGUGAAUAAGAGCGCACAGUUAUUCGACGUUCCUAUUGACACUGUUCCUAUUGGCACCAAAGCUGGGCGGACUGUGAGGCCUCGAGCUGGGAGGAUUGUUACUACAACAGAACUACCAGUCAGAUUGGCUGAUGCGUCUGCGAUUAUUGUUAGAUCAGGCCAAACCGUCAGAGACAUACGCAAUGCCAUUGAAGAUCGUAACCCACAGGGCAACAUAUACUACUAUUUAGAGUGUAUUCAUUCUGGAAAAGCGUACGCUGAUUUGGAUACAACUGUGGACGAAAUUUUAUCUGAUGGUGCUACGGAACUCAUCCAGGUCACCCCCCUUCCGUCGUCGUAG
This is a messenger RNA of Microthlaspi erraticum, 1407 nucleotides long. Lineage: Eukaryota; Viridiplantae; Streptophyta; Magnoliopsida; Brassicales; Brassicaceae. The record is from the annotation of a GenBank genome assembly.